UGCCUAUUUCGAAAAAACACGUCCCGAAGAUUAUCAUUUUCUGGACUUUUAUGAGUAUCGAUUACAACAAUCUGACUUCACCUUUUCUUUUUGUAAAGAAUCUGACAAGCUGAAAAAGGAUCUCAGUAUUUUGAUAGCAAAUGGUCUGGACAAAAUGAAGGAGGGUGCUAGUAUAUUUAACGGAAGAUUUAAGGAAGAAGCUUCUAAAUCAAUAAUGUAUGACACCAAAAAAGUUGUCGAUACUGCCAUUGAAAAUGCUUGUUCUAUCAUUGCGAACGUCAAUACUAGACUGACGAACUCAAAAAAACGUGUAAAUAAUGUCACAGUCCCUGAAGGCAUCAAAAAAAUUAAAGGUUCCUCCAUAUCUGACACAUCAUCGUCUAUCGAUGAAGAGAGUGAAGCUGACAUAAAACAAAAUGUUAAUAUGAACGAGAAAGAUCGAGAAGAUGGACACCAACCUCAAAAUGGAAGAGACUUGGAGAAUGGUUUGGCCAGGGAAGCAUCGGAAUCAAUGGUUGGGAGAAUAGAAAGGAGUCAAAGGACCCCAUUGAUAAUGGACGACAUUGAUCUGGAGGAAAUUUUUAAAGAUUACUACACAUAUCCGAAACAUAAAAUAUCUGAGGAAUGGGAAAAAUUCAUACAAGAAUUUUUCAAGCAGCCGAGAGAUAGCGUAGAAGAAUGGAAAAAGGCUUGGCGUGAACUUCACGAAAAGAUCGAUGGAAACAAAAAAGACCUAGUGGAUGUCAUCCGCAACAUCCUUGGACCAUAUAUCAAAGCUUUCGAAGCACCAUUCAACAUAUUAAGAUCAGGUGACCUCAGAGAAAAUCAAUAUAAUGCGCAAUUCAUAGGCCUGAUAUUAGAGAAUACAAUGAAUACUAUAUGUAGCGUUGAAUGGGGAAUUCUUGAAAUUCUGGUAGAAAGCAGUAAGGCUCGUCGUAAUACUGGUAUAAAUGCAAUUGUUGAUAAGGUUUUAGAAGCAAAGUGCGCGGAUGGACUUGCUCGUCUCUGGCAGAGCCAUGAAGAAGUGUUCUUGUAUGAACAGACCGGAUCACCAAAUUUCGACGAUAUUACUCAAUUUCAUAUUCACGAUUAUAAAUUGAUCAGAACAAUGCGAGAUGUGUUGAACCAGCGAAUAAUCUUUCACCUUAAAAAUGGAAUAUGUGAUCACAAAGACCUCGCAUGCUUCAGUGCUUUUGGUAACCGUUUUAAAGUAUCGUUAUUUUGGUUAACAAUACACCAGAAGUCGUAUUGUCUCCGAGAAUAUGGUACCUUCAAUAUCCCGUCAACUUGGCAAGAGCUUCUCGUGCUAUCCGAAGCAAUUAUAACAUGUCUUAAAUUUUUUUCCUUUAUGAAAGAAAAUAUUGAAGUAAGAAAUUCGUAUGUUGGACAAAACCAAAAAUUGUUGGCAAAGCGAAGAGUACACUCACUUGCAAUGCACAAUUUUACUUUAGAUCUUGUACCAGUUCUGUCGUCAUAUAAUAAAUAUAAUAAGAAAGAUACUUUGGUUGAACCCUAUUGA
Messenger RNA from Funneliformis caledonium, 1519 nucleotides. NCBI's taxonomy places the organism in Eukaryota, Fungi, Glomeromycota, Glomeromycetes, Glomerales, Glomeraceae. The record is from the annotation of a GenBank genome assembly.